Mya arenaria is the source of this 486-nucleotide messenger RNA. RefSeq names its product cytochrome P450 27C1-like. The record is from RefSeq and is a predicted model, not a curated record. Gene Ontology annotation, molecular function: monooxygenase activity; heme binding; oxidoreductase activity, acting on paired donors, with incorporation or reduction of molecular oxygen. The coding region runs from base 1 to 486 and encodes 161 amino acids. NCBI's taxonomy places the organism in Eukaryota, Metazoa, Mollusca, Bivalvia, Myida, Myidae. The transcript has 4 exons.
AUGGAAAACUUGAGGUUGAGGGGUGAUGAGGCUGAUGUGAUGGCGCUUCUGCAGCGUUCGCUGUCCAACAUUGUAUAUAUUGCAAUAUCUGGCGAGGUAAUACCGGAAGGGGACGAAGAUGAGGACAUGUUCUGGAACAUCGUCGACGCAAAUUUGUACUUCCUUGCCAAUUCCCGAAUAACCACAACGUGGUCCAUCCUGAGCUCCACCAUAUUCCUCCUUCUUUACCAUCCCGAGUUCCAAGACCGCCUGGCCAAGGAACUGCAGGAAAUUGUGAAACAGGGCGAAGAAGCUACAAGUCGGGACAAGGUUAAGUCCCCCCUCAUGGAAGCCCUGGAGUUGGAGACACAUCGUCUACUGCUCGUGAACCCAACGCUUUUAUCCCGGGUGGCAAGUAAGGAUUUCGAGUAUGAAGGGUACACCAUAAUUGAAGGAACGAUGCCACUGCUGGACUAUGAUCCUCGACAACUGGAAAAUUUGGAUUAG